AUGGAUUCAAACAAACCCACUCUGCCGUUGAAACCCUCUUCCUCCGUUCCGUCGCAGCACCAUGUCCCACCGGUAAAUGCAGUCGCAGGUGGCGACGGCAGCCGCAACGACGACGACGACAUGAGCGGGCCGCUGUCACCUCCGCACACCGGGUCCUCGGCAGCCGCCUCGCUAUCGCAGACCAGGGUGCCGUCGAUGGAAGUUCUCUCCCCACGCGGCGUGUUCCAACAGCUGCGUGAUGCACAUCGCGAAGGCGCGCAAAGCGUCACAACCCCCAUAACGGUGAUUGGCACCCCGACCGUGGGUCGGGUCUCACCCAUGACGCGGUUUCGUGGUGAUCGGCAGCGCCCCGGUGCGGGUCUGCGCAGUCACAGCCCCACCGGCUACGAGAGCGACGACUCGGUGCCUCUCAACCUGCUGCCUUCGCCGGCGUACCGGACCUCCCCCACUACCUCACUCGACGCCUUUCCGGCUGUUCGCCCGAAGCGGCAACACAGCGUCAUCGCAACGGAGGGCAAGCGCUACAAGCCAGUCGCAGAUCACCCGUUGCCGAACCGGUCUUUUUACCCGUUUGCCACAGCUGCCGCGUUGCCCCUCACGUCAUUCAGCAGUCCCCUUCGCCAGGACGAUAGCCGCAUCCCGGAGAGCGAGCGCAACAUGAGUUUACUCGCAGCCGCUGCGGUUCCCUCAGUGAGUCAAGGAGAUCGAGUCUCCUCUGAGGGGCGAGACAACAUUGUGAAGGCGUACUUGCGCGGGGACACUGUCGAGGACUCUGAAAGCGACGCGAACAAUCCAAUCAACAACUUCACCUUUUUUGUCGGUGCUUCAGAUGCCGACAGGUCGUCGUCGGCGUCCUCCGGCGAAGACGAGGAUGUGGCUGGAGGGAGAGCGAGUGCGAGAAGGCCGACACGCGAGGCACACUCCACGGCAUCGAAAAGCAGCUUCCUCGGCUCGACGGCGGGGAAUGAGCCCGGCGAGUUUGUGGCGAACAAAUCGAUGACACGCCCGUUGGACGUGCGCGAGGCGGAGAAGUUUGUCGAGACGCUGAAGCGCUCUUUCGCCAUCCAGCGCAACCGCAACGCCCCCAGCUUAGUCGCAACGCCGAUGAUGCGUGGGGAUGGCGUACUGCCGGACGGCGGUGGGGAGGUAUCCAGCGGCGGCCGCAUCUCCCCCUUUGGCGAAAAGCAGUCUAGCACGACGUUCCCAACUGGCGGUGGUGACGGCUGGGGCGGCAUGCCCAUCGCAGACUUUGCUUUUGACGAGGAGAAAGCGCAAGACAACUACAUGCGUCAGCCGAUGCACGAGGCGCUGCGCUGCGUAUCGCGGGAAAACUUAGAUGACGACACCGUUAGUUUCAAGGCGGCGUGGGAGAGCCUGAAGUCGGAGGCGUUCUCGCGCAACAUCCUUUUCGGCUUUCGGGUCACCGCCUUUGCGGUCUUUCCUACCUUCCUACUGGUGGAGCACCCAAAGACGAGGGAUUAUUUUGUGGCCGGCGCGCUGGUGCCGAUCAUUGCGGGUCUCUUUGUGCGGCCUAGCCUCGGUGCGAUGAUGUUCAUGAUUGCGCUUGCCCUCCAGGGUAUGCUGUUCUUCAUGACGUGGGGUGUCGUGCUGAACGCCGUCGGUGUGGUGAACAGCCCAGGCGGUUGGUGGUGCUGCGUCUUCUUCACCACUUUCUCCGUGUCCUUGUUGGGCCAGGUGGCGGCGAAGCGCCUCAUGAUGGUGUACACGCUUAUCAUCAUGCAGAUGGAGCACUCCCCUGGCGGGGACGAGGUGGAUUUUGCGUGUCGCUUCGCAUGGAACUUCAUCGUUGCCUGCUGCUUCGCGCUCCUGGCGACUAUUCUCCCGUAUCCGACGUUCACCUACCGACAGGCGAAUGAGGGCAUUAAAAGCUUGCACAAGCUGUACAGCGCCGGUGUGGGGAAUGCCAUGAAAAGCUUCUGGGCUCCGGUGCGGAUGGAUGCGAAGAUGGCGCUCUCGCAGAUCCCGUUCAACAAGAUCAGCGGACUGACAGCCACCGUGCGAGUGGCCGUGAACUUCUCUUCCUACGAACCGACGGAGUUUAAUCUGAACAACACCCUGCGUGGUCAGCGACUGGCGAUGCUGCAGCGGAUUAAGAUGCACAUUUACGCCAUGUCCGCCGCGUCCGGGCAGCGCUUGUCCAACUCGCACUCUGUCCACCGCAGCCAGGUGCGGAAUGAGAUCAAGGAGUUCGAAAAGCGCAUGCAAGGCCCCGCGAUGAAGCUGGCCGCGGAGGUGAUGAAGGUGUUGACGCAGGUCGGCGCCUAUAUUGCCGCGAAGGACGUUGUCGCCAAUGUGAGCUUCGACGCCAUGGCGGAAAGCGCGAUGAUUUUUUCCGACUUCAUGGAGAAAGAAAGGAUGGAGAUGCUCUUCCUGCGCAAGCUACCCGUGGAGGAGACGAACGCGUGCCUGCAGUGCUUUGCCUUUCACUUCAGCCUCAUCGACAUUGCGACGGAGUUGCAGCGGUUUGAGCAGGCAAUGAAGAAUUUUGAUCCCGCACAGUACCCCUCGAUGCUGCGCCGCGCGUUGAACUUCUUCUUCCUGGAUCUGUGGAACAACUUCUGGGAUGAGCUGCCGCACCGACUGACGCUCGACCGUCCGUACGAUGUCCGUCUUCUAAAGGACUCCUUUCGCUACGCCGGUGCCUUCACUGUGGCCUGCGCCUUUACGCUCAACUACGACAAGAACAACGUGUACUUCUUCGGCAUGGCUAUUCUCCUGCGUCUGGCCCAGCAGACCGCGUCGGAGACGCUUGCGAUGGGUACGAACCGUAUCUGUGGUCUCUGCAUCGGUGCCUCGCUGGCCUAUAUCACCGUCAACAAAACCCACAACCUCACGGAGCUCACGCUGCUGUCCAUGGUCUGGUGCUUCAUCGCGAUGUGCUUUUCGCAGCAUCCGAAUUACGGCUUUGGCGCGCAGUAUGUACUGGUGACGUGCAUUGCCGGCCUCCGACUUGCCUCUACCCCGACUCUGCUGCUCAAUCGCAUCACCGAUAACGUGUUCGCCUUCAUUUCGUACUACAUCAUCUGCACCUUCAUCUUUCCGGUGGACCCGAUCCGGGUGCUGUGGAACACGCGCACCAAAUGCUUCAUCAGCAUGAACGACCUCGCGCAGACCAUCGUGACGAUCGGCUGUGCGCCGAUCACGAUGGACGGCAAAGAGGUCGACUUCCUCAUCGCCAAGGCGCGUGCCACCGUCUCGUCACAGCAGCUCCUGUUGAAGGCGUACGCGGAGUGGAUGGGCAAGUCAGCGACGGAGCCGACACUCCGUGGCGGCGUGUACCCCGCGGCGGCGUGCGCGCGCCUGCGACUCAACUUGAAUGAAAUCGCGUCGCUGGAGGAAGCGCUGGUGGGGGGAGUGGCUCGCCUCCACCGGCCACGUGAGCAGCCGCCGAGUGUGGUGCUGCGCGAUAUGCUGGAGCUGACACGGCCCUUUCUCUUAGAUGCCGGCCGCCUCAUUCAUCAGAUUCUCCAGAGCAUCAUCGACGCGACGGAGCGCCACCGCACGUGGUCAAUGGAGGAGCCGCUGCACUUAAUGUGGAAGUCGCAGCUGGCGUGUCGCAGUCUGCAUCAGGUGACGGGCAACAUACAACGUAACUUCUACGCUGCCAUCCAACAGGUGUCGGCGCCAGAUAAAGAACUGCUGAACGUCUACCUAAACUCCUCGGCCGUCGAGGACGCUUUUAUGCACGAGCUGGACCCUUCGGUGCUGCUCAACAAGGACAACGAGGACCUCGUGCAGCGUAUUCUGGCAAUGAGCUUCCACGCGUCGAAGGACGCGGUGGUGAGUCGCGAUGAUCUCCAGGCAUUCAAUGCGAUUAUUAUCGUCUUCGAGCUGCUACUCAAAACGCUGUCACAGCUGCUGCCGCCGAUGAUUGAGAUCUACGAGUUUGAGAAGUCGCGCCACAUCGACUUCUUCAAAAAGACAAAAAGCUAA
This is a messenger RNA of Leptomonas pyrrhocoris, 3954 nucleotides long. RefSeq lists its product as hypothetical. Gene Ontology annotation, biological process: transmembrane transport. The record is from RefSeq and is a predicted model, not a curated record. The coding region runs from base 1 to 3954 and encodes 1317 amino acids. Gene Ontology annotation, molecular function: transmembrane transporter activity. Gene Ontology annotation, cellular component: plasma membrane. The transcript has a single exon. NCBI's taxonomy places the organism in Eukaryota, Euglenozoa, Kinetoplastea, Trypanosomatida, Trypanosomatidae.